AUGGGUAGCCGGGUCUUAGGAUUCCGAUUUGCUCCACUUGUAGUUGGUAGAGUAGUCAAUUUGACCAAAGAAAUUAUUCCUGUUGCAACUGAAGAAUUCUUGAAAACAUUUACGAAAAGAGAUGGUGACACAUGUUUUUAUGGAAAAUGUUUUUACUGCACGCCGCUUGAGUCUGCUUGUGCUGAUGGCGAUUUAAUGGAAGGUUCAGUGACAUUGUGGCUGCCAAAGAAAUUGGCACUGCGACGUUGGCGCCACCCAUGGAGUAGAACAUACAGAGAAGGUAUUCAGGCAAGGUGGGAAUACGAUGACACUUUCUGCGAAGAUAUCAAGAGGAAUUAUCCGUUAGAGAGCUCACCUUUGAUUCUGGACAUGACAGAUGCAGCUGUCUUUGACAGUCUAAUUGGCAACGCCGACAGGCAUAUGUACGAGACAUUCAAAGAACAUGGAGAUACUGCUAGAAUGCUGCACCUUGACAAUGCAAAGAGUUUUGGUAAUCCAUUCCAUGAUGAAGCAAGUAUAUUGGCUCCCUUGGAGCAAUGCUGUAGAUUGAGGCAGUCAACAUGGGACAGGCUACAGGAACUUAAAGAUGGAGAACUAAGUCAGGUGAUGGAAGCUGUAUUAUCACAUGACCCAAUUAGUCCUGUUUUAACGGAUCUUCAUCUUCAGGCUAUGGACCGUAGACUGCAAAGCAUUCUAGAAACAGUUGAAAAUUGUUUCAAAAAAGAAAGCAUAGAGAAUGUUUUAUAUUGAAAAAAGCAUUAAAAGAAAGUAAAUGGAGAUAAAUAAGAGGUACAGUAGAGCUUCUCUUUGGAGGAGACACCAUUUUUUUUUGCUGUAAACUGAGAGAAAACAUCUUUUCACACUAAGCAAACCCCUGUUGAGGGGGUAAACUGUGAUUAAAUUGAGAAUUAUUUGAGAAAAAAAGUUGUGUAUAUAGAAGAAUAUAAUUUUUGUGGAAAGUAUGUGGAGAAUCUGUUUGACUAUAAUUAAAGGUGGGAGCUAGAUAUACUGCCUGUCUUGAAUUAGAAAAAAAAUGAAAUUCAGUAUUUGAAUUGCCUUGUGUAAGUGGCGUAUCUAUGGGUGGUUGGUGCACGUCCCCUUAAAAGAAUGUUACGCCAUACCUUUUCUCCACCUUCACCUAAAUGAAUUUCCCAUAAAAAAAUUUUUAAAAAAUCGCCCUGUAAAAGAAAGUUACGCAAUACCUUUCCCCACCUGUCACCUAAGUAAAUUUGCUAAGCAAAAAAUAUGCGCCCUUAAAAGUAUGUUACGCUAUACCUUCCCCCACCUGUAACCUAAAUAAAUUUGCUAAGCAAAAAAAAAAAAAAAUAGUAGUGAAGUAAUGAAAUUCUCCUUAUAUCACCUUAUUUUGCCAGAUAUUGCCUCCUCACUUAUAAUCAUCAAGCCACACCCCAACUUAAAUUUCACACCCCAUCAGCCCCACCCCUUCAUGUCAACUGCUACUUGCCAAGGAAACCCCUUCAUGUCAACUGCUACUUGCCAAGGAAAACAUUUUCUUGUUAAUUUUUUCAAUUGAAAGCAAGUGACUUAAAAAUUACCAUAUAUUCUUGCAUAUUAGACAAGGCUUAAAAUAGCAAAUUACAAUCGGAAAAACAGGGGGUCAUCUUAUAUGCGCAAUUUUAAAUAAAGAUUUUGAAUGAACAUAAAAGCCCAUAAAAUGGUAUUAUUUGGAAAAUGAGCCAUAUAUUUGGCUCCGAUUUUAGCCAGCUAGAUGCAGUAACAAGAUCAUAAUGAGCAGUAAAAAGUAGGAAUUACGACGGUGAAACUGGGAUUGUCAUAUACGCCCGAUAUACAAAAAUCGUCCAAAAAUCUUCUCGAACUCAGGGUCAUCCUAUAUCGCCUAAUAUGCAACAAUAUACGUUACAAAUUCAAAUAUUAAAUUCUAUUUUUCAAAUAUUUUUGUCAUCUAAAACACACACACAAUAUGUAUUUAUGUAAUUUCAUUUUUCAUUCAAUUUAUUUAUUCACCAAAGAUAGAAUACAUAAUAAAGUAACUAUAAUCAGGGGUACAUUAGGUUAAGCAAAAAUUCAUUAUAAUUUUGAGGGGUCAGCUGCCCCUCGUUUGCAUUAAUAAUGCGGUAUAAAUUAAAUUUCUGCAUAAAAUUUUACCCCAAUAUUUAUUAUUGGAAGGAAAUAUAGUCAGUUUAUUUUUCUAAUAUUUAUAGUUAUAUUUUUCUGAUUGUAUACUUAUAUUUAUAUAAUUAAUGUCAAUCAUUUUCCUCAUUUAUUUAGAAAGCAUGGUUUAACAUGGUUAAGGGCUUAGGCUUUGGAGUAAAUUAUUUCCUUGGUUUGAAAUCUAAAAAUGACAUGAUCUUCAGUUGAGUCCUUUACUCUAGUUCCACACCCUUCAGAUGGAAUGUUAAGCCAUUGCUCAAAUAGAAUUUUUACAACUUUUAAGGCAUCCUUUUAUUGACAUGUGGUUGCUGUUUGAUGUGGUGUUUGAAAUUAAGAAAAUAGAUUAAAAAAUGGUCCAAUAUUUAUAAUUGCUCUGUGCAUGAAUACUGUUGUAUACACAGAAUAGAGUAAAGAAUUGUAUCCCAGCAUUGUGACCAAAUACAUGGCAAUACAAUCAUGUUUGUAUAUGUGUAGAUGUUUGUAAUACACUUUCUUUUUAUAAGAAUACAUUAACACUGAGGCUAAAAUAGCAUAAGAACAAGUUGAGGCUGAGGUACAGUAAAAUGUCAAAUUGUGUUUUUAUUUAUUUAUUUUUUAAUAGAAAAACCAACAAAUCUUAUCCGUACCCUAUAUGCAGUAGACUUAAAUACCCUCUAUAUACAGUACAGUAAUAUACAACUGUAUAAUAAUGAUUUUGUAUGUUUGAAACAUAAUAAAUAAGACCAAAAUAACAAUAUUUUGAGCCUGAAAUUGGCAAAAAAAAAUAAGAAAACUGAGCCUGGACACUACAUAAUUUUACUGGUUCUUAUAAAAAAAAGUGUAUGUUUGGAUUGCCACUGACAUGCAAUGCUUGGUAACCCUUGAAAAAUACAUUGACAAAUACAUUGACAAUUAAAUAGAAAUAAGAAUGUAGUUUUGUGAUUAGAAAAACAAAUUUUAUGUAAGAAUUUUACUGCAUCAAAUCCCAUUUUUAUUUAUAUUUUAUUUUAUCAGUUUAGGUACACGAGCCAUGAACGACAAUAGUGAAAUCAGUGGCAAUCUCUUUCAUUAGACAACAUAAUAUGAUGCUCUCAUCAUAAACUCAUUAUGAGGCUUAAAAAAGAGGAGUUUGUUGGUCAUGAGAAAAAAAUCCAAAUUAUAGGUUUUAUCUACAUUCCAUUUGGACAAAGGAUGUAGAACAGCCUUUCAAUAAACAGAGUAGUGUCCACACAGCUUUCAACUUAAAAUGUGGAAAUGCAUACUAUGUUCAAAGACAAAAAUCAUAAAUGUAUUAUAUAUAAAAUUAUUGCUCCCUCAUAAAACACUGAUGUAAAUAAUUGCUUUAAUGAGAAACUUUAAAACCUGAUGUCAUUAUUCAGCUCUUAUCACAGAGACUGGCUGUAUAUUUUGAAUUUAGAAGGUUUGAGUUUUAAUUCAAGCACUCACUACGUGAUACGACCGUCCUACGACGAAUCCAACUCCGCUCCCUGUGAGCGGUACCGUAGACUAAACUUUGUCUUAAUCAGUGAAAAUGCUGAAGAAUAAUUUGAUUUUGGCACCAUUGGCGUUCCAUAUUAAUUAUUUGCAUGGCGUUCCAUAGUAUACUUUUUCUGGGAUCUCUAAUUCGUAUCAAAAAGUUGGUGGCACUUUCCGAAGUGUGCUAAUAUUACGAAAAAUCAAUAAUUUAUAGACUUUUGGCAAGUCUAGCGGUACCGGUACGCGUGACUGCUGAUUGUUGGUGGCAGUGUGUAAACGAUUGUGACAGAGCCGUAGAUAGAGUGGCCAACUCGGUUUCACGGGAUUCUGCUAUAUACGCACGUGUGAUUGCGUGGAUCGCAAUCACAUGACUUACACCGGCUAUGUUGUCACCAAAACAAAACAUUGGCGAGCCACAAACAAACGCGAUAGGAUAUAUUAAAAUCCCAUAAUUGAAUUGUCCUCAUGAACAGAAUAAUAAAAGAAAGUUUAUGCAACAUCAGUGUUAUAAAGCUAAUACGCGCGCACGCUGUUUGGUAACAACAUGGCACCAUGCGCCAAGUUGGCCAGACUCUCUAUCUACGGCCGGCUCUGGAUUGUGAGUAAAAACGAUCGGUUGCGCACGUGUCGUGGUGCUGCGUUCUACAUAGAAUCGCUCAGGUCUUUUCGUAUAGUCGUUCUUUUUUGCCAUUAAUUAUUAUCAUGCUUUAUUUCUCAUGUUUUUUAUAGUUCUUUUUACGACUGAUAAUAGAAUUGUUUACACAAAUUUUAACUUAUUUUGGAGACGGUUUUUACUUUAUUAUAAUAGGUCUAAUUAAGGAAGUUUCGCAAGCUAACGAUAACGAAUACGGUUACGUCAUAUUUUGUUUUAUCCUAUCUAUCCCAUAGAGUAGCAUAUCUGUCACAACGUACGCUAUUCAUGACUUUUAAAUGAAUCAACGAUUAUUGUAAAGAAUGUUUUAGGCACAAUGGAGAUAACGUGUUCGUUAUCGUUUUCGUAAAUUGGAAAAUCUCCCUAUUAAAUGUCUUGCUUUUUGUAACUCAACCUUUAUCUCACCUACAAGUUUUAGUCUAUUGCAGGACUUUGUAUAGGCCUAUAAAGCUUUUAUUCUGGUGCUAAUUUAAUACCCUAAUAAUGGGAAUAGAAGAAUAAAUUAACAACUUCUAAUAUAAAAAAUAUGGCAUAGAAAACGCCUUAAAAUUAAUUAAAGCAUUGAUAAUUACUUCUUUAAGAGGAUUACAUAAGUUACAUACUUGCAAUGAGCAAGUAGAGGUCAAAGGAAUUCAUUUUUAUCACCAUCUGACUUAAGGGUGUUUGCAGAAUACAGAAAUGAGUAUUGAUUAAUUAUGCCACAGACCCUAUAUGGGGUCUGUGCUUCAUAGCAAUCCUAAAUCUAAUCGACAGGUCUGGCCUUGAACUAUUCUUAUGUAUUUCUUUCUGUUCGUGUGUGUGUGUGUGUGUGUGUGUGUGUGUGUGUGUGUGUGUGUGUGUGUGUGUGUGCGUACGUACCUGUGUGUAGAACAGGUUUGUAAACACAAAAACUUCAGAACUGUGACAUGUUGGUACCAAAUUGAUUAUUCUCUCAUUUUGUCUUGUGUGAAUAUUUAACUCGUACGAGAUAAAAACAAUACCCUACCCCCACCAAAUGUUGUAAGAUAUGGUUUCGUUUUUGUCAGAGCCUUAGGAUGCAGUAGCUGCGCCAGGAUUUUCUCCGAGGGUUAAGGGAUGUCUCCCACGGGCUGAUGGAUGUUCCCGACGGGAAGGCCGAUUUCCUCGGACGACUGCAUAAGUAGGCAAACAUAUGUAAUCACGGUCUUCGAAGAAGUCUGGUUUUGUUUUUUGAAGUAUUUUUGAAGCUUGUUUCUUUAACCCAUCGUAGAUAGUACCGUACCGUACUUUUAAACAAAGUUAUAAUUAUAAUUUUACGGGGUUAAUCGAAGAGAAAGCCUUUUAGUGUUUUACUGUUGUAUGCUUAGAUUGUAUGCAAUUAACAUAAAAACAUCAAUAAACAUUAAACGUAGACGAUUUCAUUUCUUAAGUAGCGUUCUAAUGCUGCCUGAGUUGUUUCAUUUUACAAGCCAUUUUAUUACCAAGAGUAAUUUGAUGAAUUCUGUUCAGGAAUAAUUGUAUAUUGUCAGAUCAUGUGAAUAUUAUGUUGUAAAUGUCCAUUAUGGUUUAAGUUUCACAUCUGUAGUUGUAGAUGCUGUGUAAACAUGAGCUAUGUUUUAUGUCUAAUGAUGGUGCUAUAAUUGAUGUAAUAUGAUGAUUAUGAGUUUAAUCAAUGCAUCAUAAUGGUCUAUUUUGUUUGAAUAUGAAAAGUGUUAAUAUUAUCUGUUGCAAUAAAACAAAUUACUUAUGAGGUAUCAGAUGUCAAAACAAUGUCUCAACAUUGUGAAUUGUAUAAUGCUAAGGGUGAAGUAAGAUAAGUUACUUGAAACUUUGGUCUCAAUCAGAAGGAUGAUAUGCAAAAAUGUUGGUAAUUUAAGUGAUUAUUAUUAUUACUAUUACUUAUUAUUAUUUGCUUUUCCAUCGUUAGCAGAAAAUGCCAUUAUUUUGUUCUAUGAGAAUGCCAUUUCUAUGUAUUCAGAGAUGGCAUAUUCUUAAAAUGUCCACUUGAAGUCAAAGUUUCCUAAUGCUAUUUUUUAAAAUGUCAAGAUUAUUCUAAAAUAAACAUUUGCUUUUCCAUUGUUAGAUAAUUUGCAUGUGGAUGGUGGGUUCGAGAGUUUCGGGAUCUGGAUCAAUUAUCAUCAACGCCCCUAAAAGGAGCACAAUUUCAUGCAAACCUAUUUGAAGUCAAAUUUCGUUCAUUGCAUAAAUUUGACGACCGUGAUUACUUCAAUUUCAGCAUACAUUUGAAAUAAAUACUUCCUUCCCAAUUAUUUGCUCAUACAUUCCUUUAGAUCCGGUAACGCGGAUGAAUAUUGAGCUGCCGUCUGUCGUUCAAAAACAUAUUUCUUCACAAUUCAUAAUAGAUCAUCAUUCGUUUAAUUAAUUUUCUAUAAUAAUAACUAUAAUAAUGGUUAACAUAUACCGUAACGAUAGAGAAAUUAAACAGUCUCUGAAAAUCCGCCUUCUUUGGAGAACUGUUAUAGUUGAGCCCGAGCGAGGGCGGCGCCAUCUUUGUUGUUGUUAUAGAAAAGCUAUGUGAUUGCAACGUAAGGGGAUUUCGUGCAAAUCAGGAAUUAUCACAUGUGCAUAGCAAAAGAGGUUAAUUUCACGUUUUGAAAGCUAAACUUAAUAUCGUUUUUCUUGAAUACACCGAAGGUACCUCAGACAUCCUUAUACAAUCGUUUUUAUUCUUGUCAGUCUAUCGUGAGUUACAAAAAACACGUUUUUAGGGGGUGGUGGGGGGGGGAAGGUAAAUAUUUCAAGUCGGCGAUUUAGCCUGACACAAGGCUGACUAAAAAAAUCGGCCUGUGGAGGUAUCAUUUUAGUUGAGGUUCGCGUAAUUUAGUCGUAGUUCCAAUCGAAGUUCGUUUUAAGAAUACGAAAUGACGUAAUUUUUUAGUUUUAGCUCGAACUACGACUAAAGUUCGUUUUAAGAAUACCGGGGUAAGUCGUAGUGCUAGUCAAAGUUCGUUUAAGAACACGAAAUGACGUAAUAUUCAAGUUUUAGCUCGAACUACGACUGAAGUUCGUUAUAAGAAUACCGGGGUAUAGCCCGCGAUUGGUCUUCCAAAGUUCUGUAGGAACACCUCGCGUUUCAGUUCAGUGUCAAAUUAGGACAAAUCAACUUCAUUUAUUAACCAGAAUUCCAGGUUUUCCCCGACGAAGAAAGUGGGCGUGGUCGGCCGUUGCUCAAAAUCUCUCGAAAGAAAUUCAUGGGGGAGAAGUCCCCGAAAAUAUGACAAUUUAUGAGUUUAAAGGCUUAUUUAAUCGUUUUUUAGUCUACUAAUACGUAGAAUAUACAUAUACAUUUUUUUCUCCCCGACGUACCGUAUACAUUAUGGAGAGAGACCUCUCUCUUAACAACGAAACUACUCAACAUCUAAAAUUGUUACUCAGGAGUCUUUGAAUGAGAGGUGAUAUUUUUUCCUGUUUUCGUCAUUUCUUCUUUUGCUGUUCUGCGCUUUCUUUGUAUGCUUUGUUAUAUUUUAUUCUGUUGUGCUCUCAUUUUUGGAGGUUUUGGAAUAAAGUGGAAUUUGAAUUAUUGUCUUGUUUGUUUGUUGUUUUUUUUUUUUUUUUUUUUUUAUGUUGUUAUUUCACAAUGUUAAUUUCAUCAAGUAUGUUUUUGACCAAGUAAUACAUUUAAUUGAAUAUUAUACUAUACAAUACAGUACUCUCUUUAUUAUCCAAAACAAAAUAUUUUUUACAAUGAAAACGAAUAAAUUAUUGUUAGAUAAAAAGAGGUUGAAAGGAGGCAACUACAUGCCUAUUUGGUUCAAUAUCCUAUAAAAACAAAUUAAUAUAUAAUUUACGGUUCAUUAAUAGUAAAAUAGAAAUUAUAAUAAUUAAGUUACAACCUUUUAUUGUAAUAAAAAUUCUUGAAUUUGGUUUUGAAAGAGUUUCUAUUUUUUAUUUUGCCGAAUGUGCAUUGGUAUUUCAUUCCAUAUGUUGGAUUUUCCGGAUGUAGUAGCUGCCUUCGGCCAAUAUAUUGUAGAUUUCCCUUUGUAUUUUGCCUAGUUUCAUGUGGAUGUAUGGUUGUGAUAAGUGUAAGAUAUUCAUUUAAAUCUUGAGGCUUUUUUUUAAUGAAUCAAACAAAAUAAACGGAUACAUAAUUUGUGUAACUUAACAACAUUUAACAAAUUCAAUUUCUUAAACGAAGGUAGAGAAUGAGUCAAAUCACUAAAUGUUGUUGCUCUUGCUGCCAUUUUUGGAGUACAGUAGGAUAGAAUGUGAAAAUGGACAAGUGCGACCCCUGACCCCUAACUCAUACGUGAUAUGUGGUUGUAUAAAUGAUUGGUAUAUUAAUAUAAGAAUAUUUUGUGGGAAUAUAUGCCUUACCUUGAAUAUAAUUCCAGCUUUCUGUUUAACUAUGGACUUACUUUCUCAAUAAUGACUUCCGAAGUUAAGUGUUUUUGUCCAUGGUUAGUCCAAUAAAAACAGCUUCUGAUACAUCCUCGAUGUGUUCAUUAUUGAGGACAAUAUCCCCAUCUGCAGUAAUUGGUUUUUUUAAAAAUAUAUAAUGAAAUUAAUUGUGUUUGUCGAAUUAAUAGUUAUCUUGUUUUGCACCAAUAUAAAACUUCAUUUAACUGAAAAGAUACUUCGUCAAAGUUGAUUUAUUAAUUAUGUGUGAAAAAGAUUUGCAUUGUCUGCAAAUAAUCUGAAAUUUAAAAAGAUGGAAGAAUUCGGAAUAUCAUAAAUAAAAAAAAGGACUGGGGCCUAUCACAAAACACUAA
This is a messenger RNA of Anneissia japonica, 8928 nucleotides long. RefSeq names its product glycosaminoglycan xylosylkinase-like. Gene Ontology annotation, cellular component: Golgi apparatus. Lineage: Eukaryota; Metazoa; Echinodermata; Crinoidea; Comatulida; Comatulidae. Gene Ontology annotation, molecular function: phosphotransferase activity, alcohol group as acceptor. The transcript has 6 exons. Bases 1 to 750 code for a protein of 249 amino acids. The record is from RefSeq and is a predicted model, not a curated record. Gene Ontology annotation, biological process: protein phosphorylation.